Saimiri boliviensis boliviensis (Bolivian squirrel monkey) is the source of this 3117-nucleotide messenger RNA. RefSeq names its product G protein subunit alpha 13 (gene GNA13). The record is from RefSeq and is a predicted model, not a curated record. Gene Ontology annotation, biological process: adenylate cyclase-activating G protein-coupled receptor signaling pathway; Rho protein signal transduction. Gene Ontology annotation, cellular component: cytoplasm; brush border membrane; heterotrimeric G-protein complex. Gene Ontology annotation, molecular function: D5 dopamine receptor binding; guanyl nucleotide binding; GTPase activity. NCBI's taxonomy places the organism in Eukaryota, Metazoa, Chordata, Mammalia, Primates, Cebidae.
GCGGCGUGCGCGCGCGCCCCCGGGAAGCAGCGGGAGCGCGCACGCGCCGGGGCCGCCGCCCCUCCCGGGCCGGGUCCGCCCUCCUUCCCUCCCUCCCCCGCUCGCCUGGCCCGCCCUGCCCGGCCCGCCCUGCGAGUCAGUUCGCUGGUUCCCUCCCUCCCUGGGCGCGCUCGGGCCGCCGCAGCGCUCCCCGCCCUCGAGCCGCGGUGCCGGAGCCGCCCGCCGCCCGAGGAGGAGGUGGAGGGAGCCGGAGGGGCCCGCCGAGGCGGCGGCGGCGGCGGCAAGAUGGCGGACUUCCUGCCGUCGCGGUCCGUGCUGUCCGUGUGCUUCCCCGGCUGCCUGCUGACGAGCAGCGAGGCCGAGCAGCAACGCAAGUCCAAGGAGAUCGACAAAUGCCUGUCCCGGGAGAAGACCUACGUGAAGCGGCUGGUGAAGAUCCUGCUGCUGGGCGCGGGCGAGAGCGGCAAGUCCACCUUCCUGAAGCAGAUGCGGAUCAUCCACGGGCAGGACUUCGACCAGCGCGCGCGCGAGGAGUUCCGCCCCACCAUCUACAGCAACGUGAUCAAAGGUAUGAGGGUGCUGGUAGAUGCUCGAGAAAAGCUUCAUAUUCCCUGGGGAGAUAACACAAACCAACUCCAUGGAGACAAGAUGAUGUCAUUUGAUACCCGGGCCCCCAUGGCAGCCCAAGGAAUGGUGGAAACAAGGGUUUUCUUACAAUAUCUUCCUGCUAUAAGAGCGUUAUGGGCAGACAGUGGCAUACAGAAUGCCUAUGACCGGCGUCGAGAAUUUCAGCUGGGUGAAUCUGUAAAAUAUUUCCUGGAUAACUUGGAUAAACUUGGAGAACCAGAUUAUAUUCCAUCACAACAAGAUAUUCUGCUUGCCAGAAGACCCACCAAAGGCAUUCAUGAGUAUGACUUUGAAAUAAAAAAUGUUCCUUUCAAAAUGGUUGAUGUAGGUGGUCAGAGAUCAGAAAGGAAACGUUGGUUUGAAUGUUUCGACAGUGUGACAUCAAUACUUUUCCUUGUUUCCUCAAGUGAAUUUGACCAGGUGCUUAUGGAAGAUCGACUGACCAAUCGCCUUACAGAGUCUCUGAACAUUUUUGAAACAAUCGUCAAUAACCGGGUUUUCAGCAAUGUCUCCAUAAUUCUGUUCUUAAACAAGACAGACUUGCUUGAGGAGAAGGUGCAAAUUGUGAGCAUCAAGGACUAUUUCCUAGAAUUUGAAGGGGAUCCCCACUGCUUAAGAGACGUCCAAAAAUUUCUAGUGGAAUGUUUCCGGAAUAAACGCCGGGACCAGCAGCAGAAGCCCCUGUACCACCACUUCACCACUGCUAUCAACACAGAGAACAUCCGCCUUGUUUUCCGUGACGUGAAGGAUACUAUUCUGCAUGACAACCUCAAGCAGCUUAUGCUACAGUGAUGUACAAAAGACUUGUUGUUUUAAUAUCUUUUUGUGUUUUUGAUUGUUUUCUGUGUUCUGUUUUUUAAAAUAGCAGUUUACAACCAGAAUUAGAACAAUCUUGAUUCUGUGUUUAACUUCUUGAAAAUCUUAGUACUUUUUCUGCAGUCUUGGGUUUGUGGCUGAAAGCUGUUGAGUGACACAUUGCCAAGAUUUGCUGUAAUGCAGGCUUUGAUCCGUUUCACUAUGGCCUCUAUUCAAGUCCAGCUAAAACUUCCCACCUGACCUCAGACUAGGCAUAUUUCAAGCUUUAAAUUCUGCUUUUCAAACUGAAUUCCCCUGCAGUGCCAAGUAGAGAAGGUGUCUUCACUUGUAGGGAUGAGGUUAGGAAUAUUGGGUUCCAAAACAAGUAAGAUAUCUUGUCUGCCUUACACAUAGCAGUGACACUUGCUGCCUAGCUUAAUGGUGACCUCCUAUUUUGAAAGGGCUGUUAGAAGAAAGUUUGGUCUAAGAAAUGGCAUUCUGUAGAUUUAUAGAAGGUUUAGCCUUCAUAUUUUAAUUGCUUGUAUACACAGCAGCUGUUUUGCUUUUAAAUGUCUGUGUUUCUGAGGGUAAUGCUCUUAGUGUUUUCAAGUUUACAUAAGGAUCUUCGGUCUGAUGCUGAUGAAGAGUUCACAGGUGGUACGGCGGGAGAGCAAAAGACAAGCAAAUGCUAUUUACAGUGUUUCGGUGAAACGUAAUGAGUGAAGUAGAAUUUGCCUUUCUCGUGUUUAAUUAUUAUGUAGUUUAAUGUACUGUAGGUGAAACAUUGUGGCCAUAGCAGCAACUAAAAACUGCAAGUGACUUGGUAGCAGAACUUUCUAAAUAAACAACCUGUUGCGGAAUGUUAGGUGUUUGACUUUUAAGCCCUGUCUCAGUUGGGCAGUAAAGACCAGUCCUUACUGAAGGAAUCAUUGUUGUAACAUCACAAGCAUCUAUCUUUUGCUGUCCUCUCCAUUCCCAUCAACUACAGACUGUAGCAUUUAUGGGAUUGUUUGUUUGGAGCUUACCAAGGGCAGUAUUUUUCUGUCAUAGUAUUCAAGAAGGCAUUAUUUGAGAUUCCUGUUCAUUCUUGGUGUGUCUCUAAAAGAUACAGUAUGUAUACAUUUGUGUAAUUGUUUAUGGAAGUCCAGCUUUUUUGAGGUAUAUUUUAAAUGUUUUAGGAUGCUUCUAAGGAUAAGUAGUAAUUUUUUUUAGUUCGCACCUAAACAUGAUUACAUUGACCUCCCCCCAUUGCUUACCAAAUUAAAAUGUGUCCAUGAAGUAGCUUUGUGAUUGCAGAUGCAUUCAUAGUGAACUCAUCAGAGUGGCUGAUUUGCAGUACUGAAAUACUAUCUUGUAGGUUGUAUGUAGUGUUAAAAUUAGAUCAGAGAAACAAAAGUCCAAGGCUGGUGGCAGUUAGAAAAGUCUGACAGCUUUUCUUCUUUUCCUGAAAAUUUUAAGACUGUGAUAUCUGUCAUGUUGCUGUAUAGCUGGCUGUGCACUCAGGUAUUUUAUUGGUCUUUGAAGGACUGGUCAUUGCGAAUCGCCCAGUCUUUCCAAGUCAGGGGCUGUCAUUCUGUCUUGCUGUCUGAUACAAGAGUGGGGCUUUUCUGUGAACUAACCAGGGAUUGUUCUUGACAUACCUGACUUUUCAUAUGUUUUUUAGUAGAGGCAUGGUUUCACCAUGUUAGCCAGGCU